UCGAGACUUCGCUCAGUUUUUUCUUUCACUUUUUUCUCUCCCUAGGCAACGUUGCGACGAGAUUAUACUUUCACUUGAAAAUGCUCCGUUAAUAACUUCGUUAUCGCGUUCAACGAUAUCGGCGAUACUAAGGCGGUUCUAAUCGAUGGAUAAAUUCGACAAAGUAAAACAAUUCGAGAAGAUCAAGCGAAAGGUAUAUAGGUGAGAUAUGCGAGAGAUUUAACGGUUUGGUGGUGAAACGAGAAUUGCAUAUCGAUUCGGAUAGUAACAGUUUCACAGAGAAGGCAUAUAUAUUACGGUCAAGUCGGGCUCGUGAGAUGCCCAUCUCUCGUCGUGGCGAGGUGAAAGGAUUAAAUGGGCCAAAAUCAGAGGGAAAGAAGGGAUCCUCGAUUGUAGAAAAUGACACGGGCAACACACGGAUACACGAAUACCGAGAAGACCCAUUUAUCGGCGUUCGCCGUGGCUGACCUGUUUGCGCGACACGCCGCUUUUCCCUGGAGAGAAAAAUCCGGCCUGUUCAUCUGAGGCGGAAUGGGACUGGGUGAAAGUCGUUCAGGUGAUUCGAGGGAUGCCGGCCAAAGAUAGACACGAGACAAUGCUCGAUGGCGUUUUAUGUAACAUGGCAACACACGCUACUCCUCGACUUCAUUGGGUCGAUCGUAAAACCCCUGAGAAAGAAAUACGGUUCGUGAUAAACCGCAAGUUAUAAUUUCCGUUCGGAAAAUGAUAAUGCGGAAAGCGUGCGAUUAUAAUUACGAUUGUAAUUUAACUCGUGGAACGAUGGAAUAUUGAACUUCAUUGAUUAAGAGGAGUUGCAAGAAAUUUAAAAUUGCGUUUGAGGUUGAAGCGGUAUUGCAAUCUGUAAAAUGUCGAGUCAGAAGAGCAUUGUCGAUUUAAAUGUUCGGCAAGAUUUUUGUAGUAGACAGCGAGAAAUGUCGAUUAACCAUACUAUGUGUGUCGCAUUAUCGCGAUAACCACCUAGCAACAAAGAACACCAUAUUAUCAUGAUAAUAAUAUGUGACGACACUGUUUACAAUCGAGUCGCAUUACGAUUACAAAGCGUGAGUUAGAAUCUCGUGGAACAGGAUUCGAGACACCCACGUAGAUGCUGAUCACGUGUACGGAACGAUACGAUUCGCAAAUAACGGUGUUGUGCUCGUUGCGACCAGUUAUAUUGCUGUGGGAAGAUAGGUAAUGUACGCGUUACGUGAAUAAGUGUUCGUAAAUUCAUAACGAAGCAGAGAGUGGUUUAGAAAGCGGACACGGAUUCUACAAAAAACCAUAUAACUGUACGAUUGCUCAAUGUUGGUUGAAAGUCGUUGCUUGACUUAUACGUGAAAACAUUCAUCGCAACGAGCUAGGAAAGACGAACAAAUUUACGGCAAUAACUAUUGCAACGCCUGCUAUUAUAUAGAGAAAUCAAAGGAUUAAUCGCGACCAACUCAUCAUCCGCGUUGCUGCUUUUUUGGUCAAGGAAUCUUUUGCUUAGUUUAACGCAACGUAGUUUGAACGCACGACGACAUUUAUUAUUAUUCAAAUAGUUUAUUGAAUUAAAUUAUCGAAUAAGAUUAAAAUGUCUUCAAAUACGUCUCUUAUAGAAACAGAAAUUUUCAAAAUUUUUGUAUUUUGGGGUACUAUACUUGCUUUAAAAUUAAUUGUAAUGGUUCCAUUAACUGCAUAUUACAGAUUUAAAAAUAAGGUAUUUUCAAAUCCUGAAGAUGCUGUAACUUUAAAAGGAGCAAAAGUUGCUACCAAUGAUUCUGAGAUUGAACGUGUACGCAGAGCACAUUUAAAUGAUUUAGAAAAUAUUCUUAUAUGGUAUAUUGUUACAUUUGUCUGGUUAACUACAAAUCCUUCUAUAUGGUUAGCUUCACUCUUAAUCAGAACCUUUGUAAUUGCUAGAAUUCUUCACACGUUAGUGUAUGUUGUAUUUGCAAAACAACCUCAUAGAGCAAUAACUUUUUUUGUGGGCUACGCUACUACUUUAUAUCAAGCUGUUAAUAUUUUAUUAUUUUACAUGUAAUUUCAAUAGUUUUUCUUUAUUAAAAAAUAUACUUAAUUCAUUUUCAUUUUUAUAUUAUAUAUUCUAUUUUUUGUAGUAUUAUUAUUGUUAAUAAAAGUAUAUUAAAAAAUUACAA
This is a messenger RNA of Apis cerana (Asiatic honeybee), 2138 nucleotides long. RefSeq names its product microsomal glutathione S-transferase 1. The record is from RefSeq and is a predicted model, not a curated record. Gene Ontology annotation, cellular component: membrane. Lineage: Eukaryota; Metazoa; Arthropoda; Insecta; Hymenoptera; Apidae.